UGUAAGUAGUAGGAAGCUCAUAAGAGCGUUACUAUUUGUUACUUCUUGCCAGACUAGUUGUUGGAAUUUUCUUGGUGGGCAUCACCAGAGCAUCACAAAAGUAAGAUUCAAGCCUUGAUAGUAGACCUGUACGGUUUCUAUCAGUUUUUUUCUUAGAAAUUCUCAUUGGGGUGGUCUGAUAGUAGUACUAAGAAUGGCAGGACAAUCCAGAAAAUGGGUGAUAUUAGUAGCGGCCAUAUGGAUACAAGCAUUUACAGGUACAAAUUUUGAUUUCUCGGCAUAUUCAUCGAAUUUGAAAUCAGCCUUAGGCAUUUCACAAGUUCAACUGAAUUAUUUAGCAACAGCUUCAGAUCUUGGUAAGCUUUUUGGUUGGUCUUCUGGUUUAGCUCUUUUAUAUUUGCCCCUUUGGUCUGUUCUUUUCCUGGCUGCUUUUAUGGGUUUCAUUGGUUAUGGUUUUCAAUGGCUUCUUCUUCAGAAUCUCAUUUCUCUCCCUCAUUUGGUUGUAUUUCUGCUAUGCUUGUUGUCUGGAUGCAGUAUAUGUUGGUUCAAUACAGUAUGUUUUGUAUUAUGCAAUCAAAAUUUCCCCACAAGUAGAGCUUUGGCAUUAUCUCUUGCCAUUAGUUAUAAUGGACUUAGUCCAGCAAUUUACAAUCUGGCUGCCGAAGCCAUUUCCUCACCAGAAUCUAGUAUUUAUCUAAUUCUGAAUGCUCUUUUUCCACUCAUCACAUCUUUUGCUGCUCUACUUCCAAUCCUUCGUCAACCUCCAUUGCAAGCCUCACCCCAAGACGCUGUUCGUCAAGAUUACGUCUUAUUUAUUAUUCUUAAUAUAAUCGCUGUUUUUACUGGUAUGUACCUUCUGAUACUAAAUUCGGUUACCACAAUUCCUUCAUCUGCGAUGAUAAUCUUUGGUGGUGCACUUUUUUUCCUUGUUCUUCCCUUGUGCAUCCCUGGAAUUGUAUAUGCUCCUAAUUGGGCUCUGGAGAAUAUUCAUGCGAGUUCUCGUUUGCAAGGUUCAGAAUUUAACCUUGUUGACAUAGAUGAUCUCGAGCUUCGUAAAGAGUUACUCAUCGGGCGAGAAGAGUAUUACGAGAACACCAUGAACGGGACUAUGCAAAGUGAGGAAGAGAAAGAAGGGUUAUCCUUUUAUGAGAAUCGGUUGUUGGUUCUUGGAUACGAACACUCUGCCAGAGAUCUAGUUAGCAGAUUGGAUUUUUGGUUAUACUAUGUUGCUUACUUUUGUGGAGGUACAAUUGGGUUAGCAUACAGUAAUAAUCUAGGCCAAAUAUCACAGUCCCUUGGGUUUGCUUCCAAAACUACUGAACUUCUUACGCUUUAUUCGUCGUGCUCCUUCUUUGGUCGAUUGCUCUCUGCUGCCCCUGACUUCUUUCCUGCGAAGCUGCAUUUUGCAAGGACAGGGUGGUUGGCAAUUGCACUCUUACCUACUCCAAUCGCAUUCUUUUUGCUCACUGCAUUGAGUAGUGAGGGGGCAUUGGAAGCUGGUACAGCCCUGAUUGGGUUGAGCUCCGGUUUCAUUUUUGCAGCUGCAGUGUCGGUUACUUCGGAGUUAUUUGGAUCUAACAGUUUGGGUGUCAACCAUAAUAUAUUGAUCACAAACAUCCCUAUAGGUUCUCUUGCUUAUGGAUUACUUGCAGCAGUGGUUUAUGACAGAAAUAUUAAAUCAUCGGGAUUGUCGACUGACAUGGAAACGGUUGAUGGAGUAUCGAUUUGUAUGGGAAGACAAUGUUACGCGCAGACAUUCUUGUGGUGGGGUGUUAUCUCCUUGUUUGGCUUAUUAUCCAGUGGCAUUCUUUUCGUGCGCACAAAACCCGCUUAUGAUCGUUUCGAAGAGAAUAGGAUUCUAACAACUGAUAGUGUUUAUUGAAGUGGGAAAAUUAAUCCUGUGGAUCAGAUCAUCAACAUGGUUUUCGAAAAUUUUGCGGAUACUUUUUGUCAGUAUGUUACUGUAAAUUGGCAGGAUUUGUAUUUUAAGUUGUUUUUUUUUUUACUCCCUUGUACAGUUCCUUUUCCUUCUUCUUUGAUCAUUGUUAGAAAAACCACUCUGUAGU
This is a messenger RNA of Papaver somniferum (opium poppy), 2066 nucleotides long. RefSeq names its product protein NUCLEAR FUSION DEFECTIVE 4-like. The transcript has a single exon. The coding region runs from base 194 to 1882 and encodes 562 amino acids. Gene Ontology annotation, cellular component: membrane. The record is from RefSeq and is a predicted model, not a curated record. Lineage: Eukaryota; Viridiplantae; Streptophyta; Magnoliopsida; Ranunculales; Papaveraceae.